AUGGCGGCUGGAAUGGGCAAUCUUCGUCGCUUGCCCGUUGUGGUAAUUCUGGGCUCCACGGGAACAGGAAAAUCGAAAUUGGCUAUCGAAAUUGGGAAACGAUUUGGUGGUGAAAUCCUUAGCGCCGACUCCAUGCAAGUUUACAAAGGUCUGGACAUUUUAACAAACAAAGUUAGCGCUGAAGAGCUUUUGGAGUGUCCACACCACUUGAUCGAUUUCGUGUCGGCGCCGAAGGAAUUUUCAGUUGUAGAAUUCAGAAACAUGGCCAUACCAUUGAUCGAUGACAUCAGGAAGAGAGGGAGAAUUCCUAUAAUGGCAGGAGGCACAAAUUAUUACAUUGAAUCUGUUUUGUGGGAUAUGUUGAUUGACGAUGCAUGCAAUCAACCUGAUGGUACUUCUGGUAGCUCAAGUAGCGAUGAGGAUGAAUCAGAGGGGCCUAGAAAAGCAAUCAAAAGGCGAAAGGAUAUUCAAAUUUUGGAAGGUGCAUCUUCUGUUCGGGUGAUUUGUGAGAAAGGAAUGUGCAAUGAAGGCAAGAAAUCCAGCCAGCCUGAUCAAAUGUCUUGCCAUGAUGAGGCAAUAGGACAGAUUUCUAAUUGUAAGAGCAAAAGUUAUGAACCCAGUCUCUAUGAAAGACUCAGGGAGGUUGAUCCUGUUAUGGCAGAUCGUCUCCACCCAAGGGAUUCCAGAAAAAUUGCUCGCAGUCUUCAGGUUUAUGAACAGCAUGGCAAACAGCACAGUCAGCUUCUGAGAGAGCAGCAACAGAAAAACGGAGGCAGUGCUUAUGGUGGACCAUUGAGAUACGAUGACAUAUGCGUGUUCUGGUUACAGUGUGAGAGAGAUGUUUUAAAUAAACGAUUAGAUGAAAGAGUUGAUGAAAUGCUGGAAAGAGGCUUGAUUAAUGAGCUGUUAAAUUUCCACAGGGAAUAUAACUCUGUUUUUGGGAAAAAAGAAACCACAGUGAAAUACACAGAAGGCAUUUUUCAGUCUAUUGGCCUUAGAGAUUUCCAUGAGUUUCUUGUCAAGCAGGAGGGAAAGAUGUUUGAUGAAUCUAAAGCCUCUGACAGAGAUAAAGCUCUUUUAUCUCUAUGUGUUGAAAGUAUGAAAUCUACUACCCGCAGAUAUGCUAAAAAGCAAAUGACAUGGGUGAAAAACCGAUUUUUGGCACGCCCGCAGUCCUCUGCUCCUGAUGUGUAUGGUCUUGAUGUCACUGAUCUUGAAAACUGGGGGAGCAAUGUUCUUAAAAAUGCAUUAGAUGUUUUGGAUAAGUUAAUGAAAGGGGAAAAACCUUUAUAUGAACCUCUUUCGAGGGUGAUUGUCACAGAUGACAGGCAUGCAAGGCACGUAUGUGAGAUCUGUGAUAACCGUGUUAUUCUUGGGGAAGAGAACUGGAGCAGACACGUGAGAUCAAAGAAACAUAAGUGGCAUUUGAAAAGAGAGCUCAGAAACAGAAAAUCAAAUCUUGAUGUAGCUUAGAUUUAAAAUAAGGUGUGUUGAGAGUAUAAAGUGACCGCUGUUUGUUUAAUGGGCCUUUUGCUGCUAGACAGUCAUGGGUACAAAAACACCUUACUAGGACGCUAACAAUGCAAUGGGGGAAGAAAAACCAAGGAGUUGCUUAAUUAAAAAUGGUAAUUCCUUUCUUUUGGAGGUCCCACUGCAUUUUUUUACCUCCCAUCACGGUGUUUGUGUACCAUAUGAAUUUUAAGCUACAAAGAUCCAUUGGCCUACACCUUGCUAUGAUGCUGCAUUUGCCUCGCUUGGCACAUAAGGUGCCUGUUAUCAGGCUACUCUCUUUAAACUUAGCUAGGUCUUUUUCAGAACUACCUUGGAAAAUUCACAGAACAUUUCAUUGGUGCCUUAUAAAUAUUAUAUACAGUAUUUGCACUCACAUAAACUGUUGCUGCAAGGAAAAUCCAAGGAGCUUUUCUUCAGAUUCACAUUUUUUUUUUCACUUAAGUAUGCACAUAAGAGUUAUUGCUUAGCUUAAAUUUUGUUAGCCAUGUACUAUUAUUUUAAUAGAUGUAACCAGGAGAAAAUUUUUAGAGCUAAGUGUUUAUCUGUGUUAUGUUCUGAAAUAGUAAAAAAUUAACAUUCCUUUUGUUAAUAAAUAAAUAAAAAAUGAUAAUAUUGAUAAUAAUAAUAAUAAACAAAACAAACAUAACAAAAGAAAUAACUAACAAAUUUCUGGACGAGGUUGAGCAAAAUGUCGUGAUUUGUGAGUGGCAAGUAGAUGAUCUGCGUGACACUGACAAAUCACGGUACUUUGCAAUAACCCAGUUCAAUAAUAAUUGUUUAAUCACUUGGUCACCGAGUUUGUUUUUUAAUUGAUAUCUUCAGGAAGCAAAGUGAUCUGCCAUUUUCACGCAAGAAGGAGAAAAGCGUGGUUUCAUUUACAAAUGAACAGAAUAUUAUUUGUAACUGUUGUGGUUCAAUCUUAUCCUUGGUUUAGUUUUUCUUUUAUUUUGUUUUUGGGUAUGGUAAUGUAUGACAAUGAAGUUAAAACAAAAGAAGAUAAAAAUUUAAACCAAGGAUAAAAUUGAACCACAACAUAGACAAACACAGUUGGAUGACAUUGCACAUGAGCAGACCAUUAUUUGAAGGCAGUUAUUUGUAGGUCACAUGGUGGGCUCUCGGCCAAUGAGAGGAAGAAAAGUUUGCAUUGGAUAUGUACCACUAGUCAUUGUCAGGAAUGGCAAUAUCUAUGCCAUUUCUCUCAGAUUAUCCAGGAGUCUCCGAGAUAUGGCACCAAUCUUCCACUUUAUUGAACAUGUGACCAUAUCUCCCAGAUAAAAUUGACCUCUAGGCUUUUGUGUUCUUUAGCUUGGAAUAUGGCCCAUUUUUCUCAGAAUUCAAUUUUUUUUAUUCUUAGGAGGUUUCUGGGGCAUUUUUGCGGAAAUUUUAUCAAUGAGAAAGAUUAUUUCGUCAUUACCAGAUUAUAUAGCUUGUGUUGCAGACAUAAUCUAAUCCUGAUUUGCAACGUUGAUAUCCUUGCUCUGGGCCCCCAAUGGACUCAAUGAAUUACUGGAAAUCCUUUUUGAAUUUCCCGUCAACCUGAUUGGCAAAUUAUUGAAGAUAUUUUUAACACGCCAAUCAUGGCACAGACUCAAAUCCUGGUACACAUGCACAGAUGAUCUUAACUAGAAGUUAAGUUUCAUCAGUGGAGCAGGCUGCAGAUUACAAUGAUAAAAGUGACUUCUCAUGGCAUGUACCUCAUGUGAAACUUCAUAUAAUGUCUUUACGCUUUAAGUCCCAUGAGUGACCGACAUGAAUUUUCUCCUAACAAUGUCCUUACAUCACCAAAAGAAAAGUGUAUGAGAAUUUAGAAAAUGGUCACCAAGGGCAAAAUACUUUUAUUAUUUUUUUUAAAAUUCCCUCACCAUCUGUAAGGAAAUAUAAAAUGGAGAUUAAAAGUCUGGAGAAUUUCAGUUUCAUUUUUUUUUUUCGUUUUUUCCCCAAACCAUAGGAGAUGAUAAUACAGAAUGAGGUAUUAAGUGAAAAAGUAAGUAACAAGUAAUAUUAACAAAGGAAAGAAACGUGUACAAUACAAAAUUACAGCACUUAAAUUAAAUCACAUUGUAUAUAGGAAGGAUAGGAGAGGGGCACAUCUAGAUAAACUAAUAUUGUGCCCCUUAUGUAUUACAAAAAACUUGUAAUUUUUAAUAAAAAAGUGGAGACUUUGUAUGUGGAUAUACAAUAAUUGGGGGGGGGGGGCUCCCAUCAGUAUUCUAGGUGGGCGUUAAAGCAAAAGAGAGGGUCUCCAGUUUUUAGAUCUGCAGAAGUACGUUGGCAUAUGCGUAUAAGAAUAAUAUACUAGAAGAUUUAAGUCUUAAAACAGAGUUGAAAUAGCACCCUUUCUUCUUCUUCAAAGUCCAAAAUAUAUAUCCCAACAUCCCCUACCAUGAUUCCUUGCUUCCCUCCCUGUUUUUAGUCCUACAUUUUCAUUGUUAACAUGUAUGGUAUGAAAGAAAAUCGGGAAAAAUCCACAGCGUGGUUACCCUGGGUACCAGAGGUUUUCUCUCGCCUCUUGCAUGCGACGUGGGGCUUAGCACAUGAAAAGCCUCUGGGACUGGCCCCGGGUCUGGCACCCCAGCGUGGUUACGUUACUUGUGCCAUCCUUGGGUUGGUCAGCGGCAUCGUUUUUGUGAUGAAAUUUAAAAUGGCGGCGGCAGCAGUGAAAUUUGUUUGGUUAGAAACGAUUCGUAACGCGAGAAAAACAAGCCUUGUUCAAGACGGUAAGAAGUGAAUAGUUCAUUUUUAUGUUCACAUAGUUAAACAGAUGCUUUUCUUGGUAUAAGCUAGCAGAACUACAAUAGUUUAUAAGACAAAGUACACCUACAGCUGCAAGUAAGCUCAUAUCCCUCCCUCUCGGGUCCCUGCGUGCAUUGUUUUGAAUAUUCAGCUGCUUUAUUUGCAUCGCAGUUUGCAGGCGUAGCAGUAUUCACGAAUUCAGUUGAGUGCGAUGUUUAGUAACGUCUUGUUGAAUGUAUACAUUGCAACAAUGUUUUCUAUAAUAUUAUAAAAAAGUAGUGUUACUGUUUUCUUGAUCAAGAAUUGAGUUGGCACGGUAUAUGUAGCUGUUUUUAUCUCUUUUUAUACGUUCUAGGCCGUCGGAAAGUACAUUACACUUUCCCUGAUGAAGCAGAGAUGGUUGAAGAGUAUGAUGUAUCCUCUGGAGAACUUUUAGGUCAGAAAAUUAGAAAUAAGCUGGCGCUGGUAGCUUUUACAGGUCUUUUGGGAUUGAAUUACUGUGCAAUGACUUUUCUCAACAUCUGCAGCUACAUCAAUAAAUUGCAAGAUCGCUAAGGAGACAUGUCGCAAGAAUAAAUAAAAAAAUAAAUAAUCAAUCAAAACUCACAGCUAAAAGACAGUGGGUUUGCAAUCAGCCAGAUUAAGUCAAAAAGCACUUGUGGCAAGCUUAAAAUUGUCAGUCGAAUCAAUGUCUAAAUAAUUAUUAGGUGGUAGAGGGUUCCAGUCAUUAAUUGUCCUUAGCCAGAAACUUAAUUUGUAAGCAUCACAUGAAGUUUGGAUAGGGAUGAAUUUGAGCGGAUGAAAAUUUCGAGUUGUCGAGCUGGACUUGUUUUGAACUUGGGUUAGAAUGGUGAUUGGACUUCUUUUAUGCACAGGCAACCCAAGCUCAGUUUAGUAUACAACAGGCCCCAGUUGUUCAAAAGGUGGAUAGCGCUAUCCAGCGGAUAAAACACUAUCCAGUGGAUAACGCAAUUGGUUUCCCUAAUACUUAUCCACUGGAUAGUAAUUUAUCUGUUGGAUAGCGCAAUCCAACUUUUGAACAACUAGGACCUGGUGAUUAUAAACAAUUGUGAGGUAAUGUGUUACAAAGUUUUUCAAUGGAAGGAUUGUAUGGGCUUGCAAGAAUAUGUGAGAUGUUGUGUUACAACGGUGGGUUCGAAGAAUAUAAUUUAUUGUAAAGGUUUGCACGGGAUCGCAACUGAUUUAAUUUUUAAAAGAAACAAAUAAUGUUAAUUUUUGAAUAAAAGUUAACUUACAUUCUUUUGGUGUUGCAUUCCUCAUCUUUUAUUCACAUUUAAUCCCCAUUUCUGCCAAUCUCGAUGAUUUACUGUUGACAGAGUUUUCACUGCUAUUUCUUUUUUUAAAACAUUAAAUCAGUCGCGAUCCCAUACAAACCUUUAUAAUCUUUGAACUGACCAUUGUAACACAACACCUCACACAUGUUGUUAUGUUUAUAAUCGUCUAUUGUACACUUAAGUGAGCUUCGGCUGGCUAUGUGUUAUGUACAGCUUUCUAAACCAAAAGUUGUCACUGAUUGUUGUUGUAAACCACAGUUGUCAUUGAUUUGAAUCACCGCUCAGAAUAUCACAUAAUUCGCAUAAACAAAAACACAUCAUUUUUUGAGAGGUUGUCAUAUUGUGCAUGUUUACAAAAGGUUACCAAGGUUACAAAUCAAAUCUCAGAUCUUAGAAACGUUACUGCAAAUUAAAUAAAGUUGCUGCAACUGCAAAAACCACAUUGGGAGUCCGUUCAGGUCUGUCUUUGACUUUCGUACAACUAUACUGAGUCCUCCUCUUCCCAUCAGUGCAUGCACAUACUUUCCUGUCACUUAAUUUGCAGCAACUGCUUUUAUUUGCAGGAACUAUUUUUUAUUUACUACAAUAAUUUUAUAUUUGCAGCAGCAACUUUUAUUUAAAUUACAACAAUUGCUUUUUAUUUGCAGCAACUUUUUCAUUUGCAGCGUGUCCCCUGUGGGCCACCAUAGUAAGAGUACCUCUUCAGUACAAUUUAUGAAUGAUGUACAUGUACAUAUUGAAUUACUAUGUGUGUCAUCCAAUUUUUUUUUCCUUUGUUUCAGUGAGAAAAUGGAAAAGUAAAUCUGGACUUGGAAAAGAGGGGAAAUGGGAAUUUGAGAUAGGUGAAGACAUGAGACCAGUCAACCUUGAUGUGGAGAAUAUUACAGAGAGCAGAGGAAAUGUGAGUCGGAGCUUGACCUAACCUGAAGGCUGUUGGUCAUGGAUGCAUUUUUGUGUCAGAUAUACCAAUUUUUUACUGUCGGAGGAUUAAAACUUGUUCAUUUGUAAAGUUGCUGUAGUUUUUAACAUGUGGCUUUUGCAAUUAAUUAUUAUCAAUUAGCCUACUCUGAUUUUAUGUAAUGGACCAUUCUCGUUGCAUAACUAUUAUUAUGAUAAGUGUACACUUAGAAGAGUAAAUGUUAUUGUCUGUAAUUUUUACCCUGUAUUUGAUAAAUUUGUGACCAGCUUAGAGGAUUUGGCAGUAGCAGUGGAUUGCAUUCAAACCUUUAGGCAGACCUGCAUUAAGCAGUCACAUUCUUAUUAGUUCUGAAAAUCAUUUCCCUUAUACACUGUAAAAGUGACCUGUAUUAAGGUGGCUUGACUGGAUUUUUUUAGGGGGAUACCUCCCAAGUUUGAGCAUUAACCACGUCGGCAUGAGUAAAGAUAUCGAAAAAAAAGUUACCACAACUGUAUUAUAUAAAGAUGAAAAUUUCUUAUGAUCUGGGUUUUAUUGCAAUCGGAGUCGCCAUGGCAAUGUAAUGACGCCAUUACGUUUUUCAUUUAUCUUUGUGUUUCUCUGUACUAGGAGUUUUUUAAAGAAAUCGCUUAAGGGAGUAUGUAUCUGCCAUAAUUGCCUCCAUUAUGGCAAAGUUUAAAGAAAUUCUAUGAGAGCGUUUUCGAAAUAUUUUGAAAUGCAGUUUUAAGAAUCAUAAAAACAGUGAAAUAGCAUGCUAGCCGCAUAAUUCGCUAAUAUUUUAAGAAAAUGAUAAGCUUUGGGAACGCGGCUUCUUCUCAUAGUGGUUUGAUUCCACUGAAAACUGCUUACAAAAAAAGAGGGGAAUUGCUCUGGGCGAUCGCAAGUAAGAUGGAUUUUAUUAACUUGCAUUCAGCUGCUUUUGAUACAGUUUUUGGACGUAAUUUGGUCCAUGCCUAAAAAUUUCGCAUUUUUCCAAAAACCACUCGAUAAAUUUUUUUAUAAAUUCGACAAUUCCGCGAUCAAUCGUCAAGAAAUAUUCCCUGCAAGUUUCAAGAACAUUGAAAACAGGGAAGGCUUUUAAAUAGGGCCUCAAAUAUAGCCAAUUUUUCCCCCACAUUUUGUGUUUACAAGCGAGCGUCCUCAUUAUUCACUGGCAUUGUUUUCAAGUUUCAUAUACACGUGCACAUUUAGCAAAAAGACAGAAUUUGCAUCAAAAAGGACCCUCGGUUAGAUCUCCGGGAUGUGCUAAUUACCGGGUAAAUAGAUUAGUGAUACAUUAUAACAUCAGAGCAACUCUUUCUGAGAGUUUCUGUGAUGUUAUAACCCGAGUAAGAUAAUUAAGUUUUGCAUCCUACACAAUGAGCUGUGACGUUCACCGUUUCGGCUCUCACUGCUAUCUGUGACGACAAGCCAGUUAUUAGCAUAUUCCGGAUAUUUCUUCGCAAAGUAAUUGAGAGUUCUUUUUUAUGCAAAUUUAUAUCUUUUGCUAGUUGUGCACGUGCAUAUGGAACUUGAAAACAACGCCAGUGAAUAAUUAGGACGCUCACUUGUAAACACAAAAUCUGGAGGGGAAAUUGGUUAUGUUUGAGGGCCUAUUUAAAAGCCUUCCCUGUUUUCAAUGUUCUUGAAACUUGCAGGGAAUAUUUCUUGACGAUUGAUUUCGGGAUUGUCGAAUUUAUAAAAAAACUUAUCGAGCGGUUUUUGGAAAAAUGCGAAAUUUUUAGGCAUGGACCAAAUUACGUUCAAAAACUGUAUCAAAAGCAGCUGAAUGCAAGUUAAUAAAAUUCUUCUUACUCGCGAUCGCCCAGAGCAAUUCCCCUCUUUUUUUGUAUGCAGUUUUCAAUGGAAUCGAACCACUAUGAGAAGAAGCCGCGAUUCCAAAGCUUAUCAUUUUCUUAAAAUAUUAGCGAAUUAUGCGGCUAGCAUGCUAUUUCACUACUUUGAUGAUUCUUAAAACUGCAUUUCAAAAUAUUUCGAAAACGCUCUCAUAGAAUUUCUUUAAACUUUGCCAUAAUGGAGGCAGUUAUGGCAGGUACAUAUUCCCUUAAGCGAUUUCUUCAAAAAACUCCUGGUACGGAGAAACACAACAAUAAAUGAAAAACGCAAUGGCAUCAUUACGUUGCCAUGGCGACUCCGAUUGCAAUAAAACCCAGAUCAUAAGAAAUUUUCAUCUUUAUAUAAUACAGUUGUGGUAACUUUUUUUCCAUAUCUUUAUUCAUGCCGACGUAGUUAAUGCUCAAACUUGGGAGGUAUCAACCCCAAAAAAUCCAGUCGAGCCACCUUAAAGGAGUGGUCACCCUUUCCAUGGUCCCACAAGUUAUUUCUUAUGGUCUUCACUUUUAUUACAUAUAAAUGGACAAGAAUGUGAUGUCAAGAUGUGUCAUAAAAGAGCAAUUAACACAUUGUACAUAGCAUUCAGUGGUCUUGUACAGCUAUACUUCUUUUCUUUUGGCACAAGAAGUCAGUUGCGUCUAGAAACACUUUGAGGUCACUUUAUCAUGUGAUGGAUAUUUUGCUUUGCCACCAUCUUUUUCUUCUUGGUAAGGUUUUUCAAACCUGUAUUAAAAUAAUGGUCAACCUGUGUUAAGCAGUCAGUUAUGGCCAUUCCCCAAAGGUGAAUGCUUAAUGCAGGUUUGACUGUAAUAAAGGUGUGAAUACAACCAUAAGAAUCAAUAAUAGUGGAGCUCCCUGUGCACGCUUUGCUAAGAAAAUUUUGUUAUCUAUCCACCCAAGAAACUUUGGUAGCCACCUGACCGUACAUCCGCACCACAGGGAAACCAAUGUAAAAUGUCACGCUUUUCAGCAAGUCUGAGAGCCUGGACCUGAUAUUGCAUAUCCACGUUGUGGUCAAUUGACAGCUGUCAAAAAAGGUUAUCUGCUGACCAGUAUCACAUGACUGUUAGUAUAUCGCGAACUCUUAAGUCGACCCAUUGAAGUUAACAUGUAUUUUUUUUUUACAUAAUGUAAUUCUCCGAUGACUAGUUAUCAGUUGCUAACUGAUAGCAGGCUCAUCUCCAAGUGGAUUUCUUUGCAAUGGUUACAAUUUUAUUGUUUGAGGUCAAUUAUAAAUUAAUUAAUGGGAGAUUUGCCCCAAGCCUUGGUUAAAUCUAUAAAGGUAUAUUAGAUAAAUGCCAUCAUUUAAAGACAGUGGCGUGGCAACUCAGUUGUCUUGGCUGCGCAUGAUGAGAAAAUAUUAAAAUAUACCAGCAAACAGUGUACGCUAGUCAUGAUGAUGUGGAAAGGUGAUAAUUUGCUGAGGUGAUAAUUAAUUGCUCUCUUAUGUAACUUCUCAGCCAAUCUUUACAAGAAAGGACAGCACUAAAGCAUUUCAAUGGAGAAUAAGAAACCUUCCAUAUCCACUGAAUGUGUACAGUGUGACAGUAAAUGAAGAUGAGAACUCCAUCACUGUCAGAACAAGCAAUAAAAAGUAGGUAAAGUAGUCAUGCAGAGCUAAAUGAUAUUAAAAUGUUUGUAAUGUACUGGUACAAUGUAACUAAUUGAAAAUUAUAUUUGCUUAAUAAUAUUGUAAAUCCUGUUACGUAACCAUUUCAAAGAAUUAUAACCUCUUUGGUUGCCUGCAAGAGCCAAAUAAAAGCUGAAAAAAGUUGUCUUCCGUCUAGUGCACAUUAAAGAAGCUGAAGCCUGUUUCAAACAUAGAACUUGUGGCAGCUGAAUGAUGCUAAUGAGUGAGAGGAAUACUAGCCUGCCACACAGGCUAGAGGAAUACAUGUACAUGAAUUCUGCAACUCUUCCUUAUUAGCAUUAAAUUUGGUUAAUGUACUCUGUACAUGUAAUGUUCAACAUUUGAAUUGUGCAUUAGGUCAAUGUUGAACUUCAAACUUCACAUAAGACGAACAGAUACUAAUAAGGAAAAUAUUGGAUUUUUUUCUCAUUAGCUGUAGAAAUGAGCUAUGAAGAGCACCCUUUUGUUGUGUAUGUUGCAGUUAAUUUUUUAUUUCAGGUAAUUUUUGUUUUUCCUUUUUUUCAAAUUCAUGAGCAUACAAUACCAUACCUAAAAACAAUGGAAAAAUAAACUGAAAUAAAAAAUUAACUGCAAGAUAUACAUGUGCCAUUUUCUGUCUGUAUAGAAAGCAACAAUGGUACAGUUUUAUGUCCCAAAAAUGCAUUUUGUAUUUCUCUCAAUCUUUUCUAUUUAAUUCAAGUAAUCAGCCAUCUAGGAAUUAAAUAAAUAAUUUUAUUUUAUACUUAAUCUUUUUUUUUUUCUAAAAGGAAAACUGUUUGUCUUUUUUUUGCAGAUAUUUUAAAAGAUUUAACAUUCCAGAUAUGGAUAGAGCAAAGCUGAAGUUAGAACAAAGUGCAAUUUCUGCAGCUCAUGCAAAUAACACUCUUAUCAUAACGGUAAGUCUACUUAAAGCAUUUUGAUAAAUGAAUAAUCCUCAUUUCUAAACUCUUGUUUAUUGUGCAUUGUUCGUACAGUUUCCUUUGACCACAAAGUUUGUACUUGUACACAGAAUAUGCUCCUGUCUCCAACCGAAUUGUGCAAUUUAUAUCACUAGCCAAAUUAUAAUAGGUACCUUAUUAUAAAAUAGAAUUGAACCCGUGUCAGCAAUAAAUAAGCGUGGGGAAUGGUGUCUGACAAAGGUGGAGCCAAUAAACAAACCCAGCCCAACGGGUGGGGUAAAUUUAUAUUAAAAACUUAAGCUCUCUAGAUGAGCCCUUUAGGCUCUUAGAGCAAAUGUCAUAAUAAAUAUUGUUUAUAAAAACAUUAAAAAAUAAUUGAAAAAAUCUUUUGAAUGCGCUUGUUAUACAACGAAGUCAUUUCAACCUUCUUAAGUAAGGUCGUGCAGUUGAAGUGUAAUGAGUUAAAAUAAAUCAAAGUAUGCAUUUAUUAAGUCCUUCCAGCUUUUCACUGCUGUGUGUGCCACAAAAUGCCAUACUGAAGUGUAAUAAUUUUUACUAAACAAUUAGGAUGGUUAAGGAUUUAAAACAGAUUAAAUCUCCAGAACAGAACCGCACAACAUGGCCUAAACUCACACAUUAAUAACUGUGCACGCAUGCCUAGGGAAAUACCGCUGAUCAUUACAACUUUCCCCUAUAAAGAAAAAUAAGCAACGAUACAAACCACAGGAAGAAAAAGGGUUUCUUGAGAGAACAAUCAAGCAUCCAAUAAAUGCUAUGUGCGAAAACGGAAACAGUUAAUGUUCACAAGUUCUUGUCCUCGAAUCAUAAUGGUCUCCGUAAGAAGUGAGAACGGUUGAUGUUCAAUGUUCACAAACGUUAAACAUAGUCCUUAUAAAAUCGUGAUGGCCUCCGUAUGACCCUUCCACUCCUAUUCUUGUAUUGCUCUGACGUCUACAUAGAGCCAUCGCCUGAAUGCUUUCUCUCUUGCUCUUGGGACGCUGAGACAGGUUCCUCUGCUACUAGGUUUGCUUAACUGACUUGUUCCUUGCAAGGUGAACGUCCAUUUACACUUCCUGUUGAUGCAAGACCACAGAACGGCAGUUUCAUCAACACCUUCCUAUUUCUGUGGUUUUCUCCACCAUUAUCUCUUUGCACUCUAUAGGACCUUGUAGGUGUUUCUGCAUGGUGCACUACCACCCCUGGUUCCCAGCGCUUUUCCAUGCCUACCCUGAUCUGCUCGCCUUUUUCUAAACGGGGUAGCUAUUUGGUGUACUGAUCAAAAUAGUAUUUUUGCUUCUCUUGCUUCAGCCUUAUACCUUCCUUUACUCUGUUUGGAUCCAGGACUCUGGGUUGCAGUUGAGCUUCAGUCGUGGUGAUAAUUGAUCUGAGUCGUCUACUCAUGAGAAGUUGGGCUGGUGAAUCGACCUCAUCAAUAGGUGUGUUCCUGUAUUCUAAUAAUCCUAGAUAUGGAUCACGGUUGUCUUGCUUUGCUUUGGUUAGGAGAUAUUUUACCGUUUGAACUGAUUUUUCAACGAGCCCAUUUCCUUGUGGGAAGAGUGGACUGGUGGUGGUGUGUUUGAAUUCCCAAUGUUUCGUGAAUGAUUCAAAUUCCUUGGAUGAGUACUGAGUACCAUUGUCGCUGAUUACCUCACAUGGUAUUCCGUGAUACGCAAAAGCAGAUUUGCUGUGGGCGGAGACCGUGUUACUUUUGGUGUCUGGCAGUUUGGCUACUUCAAAAAAUCACGGGUGGUAAUCCACAGUAAUGAGGUAUUCUGAUUUAUCCCAGGUGAACAGGGCUGUUGCUACCUUUUCCCAAGGCUUGCUUGGUAAUUGGGAGGGAAUCAUUGGCUCCUUCGCAUUUUGCUUCUGGUGUUGUUGGCAUAUACUGUGCACCUUGCAAUGUUUACCUGAAUUCCAGAACCCAUCUUAAGCCAGUAUAACACUUCUCAUGCUCGUUGCUUGGAUUUCUCUAUGCCCAUGUGGCCUUGAUGAAUUCUUUCUAACAUUUCCUUUCGCAUUGAGGUGGGGAUAAAAAAUCUUCCACCUCUUAGAAUGACACUGUUCAGUUCGGUCAGUUCAUCUCUUACGUCCCAAAACAUGCAGGUACUCUUCCAGAGACAGGCCUUUGUUUCUGGCCAUCCAUGUUUGAUAAUUUCACUGAGGUCUUUCAGUGACUCGUCUUUGGUUAUUUCCUCACGUAUUUCUUCAAGUUUGGGUUUUGAGACUGGCAGGCCUGACUGUAUCAGAUGAACGUGCAGUGCAAUUUCCGGUUGCAUGGUGUUAAUAUCUGUUGUCUCAGGACAGCAUGGUGCCCAGGACAGCAUGUCUGGGAGUACUAACUCCCUUCCAGGCUUAUAUUCUAGUCUGUAGUCAUACGUUUGCAUUCUCAUCAGAAUUUUUUGUAGGCUAGGCUGUGCUGUCGCUAAGGGCUUCUUCACAAUUAUUUCUAGGGGUCUGUGAUCUGAUUCCACGUGCACUUUCUUUCCGUAAGUUUAUUGGUUGAAUCGCUCAAGGCUGAACUGAGCUGCCAAGACUUCCUUUUCUUCUUGAGCGUAUCUUGAUUUGACCUCGGUUAACGAUCUUGCUGCGUAAGCCAUGGGACAAUUGUCUUGCAGUAAGACUCCGCCAAGGCCUGUAGGUAAGGCAUCGCAGCUGAUGGUUACUGGUUUUGUACAUUAGAAAACCUGAGAACGGGACCUCUAUUCUCAGUUAAGACAGUCUUAAUUUCUUGAAAGUCUUUGCCUUGCUCAUGUGAGCACUGAAAUUCAAUGUCCUUUCGCAGAAGCACCCUAAUGGGUUCAUUGAGAGAUGCCAGAUUGGGAAUGAAUUUUCCGAGGUAGUUGACUGUACCGAGUAAUCUUUCAACUCCUUUCUUGUCAGUUGGUGCUGGCAUGUCCUUAAUGGCACGAACUUUUCAUCAUCGGGUUUGGUCGCCUCUUGUGUAAGUUUGUGACUUCCUUGACUUUGAAGACACAUCUUUUCUCGUUUAGUUUCAAGUUAAUCUUCUUACAUCGAUUCAGGUAUUUCUUUUGACGGCAAUCAUGUUUCAUUUCCGUGCCAGAGUGUACAAUAAUGUUAGUUUCAACACCUUCCAAGUCAACAAAGUGUUGACUCAUUCGCUUCUGAAAAACUUCUUGAAAAGAUUGAAUGCCAAAUGUGGUAACUUGUUAGCAAAACCUUCCAAAUGGCGUACUGAAGGUGGAAAGAAGUUGACUCCUUUCAUCUAGUGGUAUCUGCCAAUUACCUCGAUUUGCAUCAAACUUGGUAAAUCAUUUUGCAUUUGCCAGGCAGGUUGUGAUAUUUUCAGUGGAGGGUAGCUGAAAAUGUUCCCUUUUUAUGGCCUUGUACAGGUGUCUUGAAUCUAAAGAAAUGCGCAAACUACCAUCAGGCUUUUCAACUAAGGCAAAUGAAUUAACCCAGUCAGUGGGUUCUUCGACUUUGCGUAUUACUCCUCGCUUCCCCGUGUCAUCCAACUCUGGUUUCACUCUCUCUUGAAGUGCGGCUGGUAUUGUUCUAAGAGGAUUGAUAACUGUUGAAACGGUUGGAUGUAUUUCAAUGUGGUAAGGUUUAUCUAAACGUCCCAGUCCAUGUGCAUAUUUCUGCUAGACCUCUUUCAAUUCUUGAGAUGUCCUUGUAGUUGGGAUGCUAUCAUCGGUGGUGGUUUCUUCCCUCUCUGUAUUUGCUGUCAUGACAACUUUAAUUAGGCCCAAGUUUUGUGAGGAGCGAAGUCCCAGUAAUCCCGGCUGAUUUGUUUCCACUACAUGGAAUGUUGGCUCUAGUUCAACAUCUGACUUGGAUUUCACGGGUAAUUUUAUGAUUCCUAGAACCUUGAGAUUAUUUUCUGAAUAACUAACCAGUUUUUAGUUGCACAGAUCCUUUUAGGGGUUAUCCCGUUCAAUCUUCUUGAGUUCCUUACAUGGUAUUAUGUUCACUUGCGAACCAGUGUCCACUUUAAGUCGCAUGAGAUGUCCCUGUGCUGGUAAAGUCCCGUAGCACUCGUCAUUCUGAAUCUGAACUUCUGUAGUGACUGCUCCUACAAACAGUGGAGACUCACUGUCAUUCUCCUCUUCUUCUUCUGCCAUUAGCCCUUGGACUGUCUUUUAUGACCAGCACGUGCUCUGGAAAUGAUGCUGUUUCUUGCAAUUGUGACAUGUCUUGCCAUAUGCUGGGCAUUCUCUUACACAAUGUCUUGUGCCACAAUUUCUCCAAUCAAAUAUCUUGCUUGAGCUGGAUCUAUCUUCAUUGGCUGAGGAUGUCUUUCUGUAUGGUGGUUUUUUCUUCGUCACUCCAAUUCCAUGUACGGCUGAGUCGUUUUCCUUGUGUCUUAGUUGUAUCUCUGUUGCCUCUGCGGAUCGAACCAUAUCUAUGGCCUUUUCCAGGGUUAGGUCUGAAAUCCUAAACAAUCUCUCUCUUGUCUUAGGGUCACUGCUGCCAAGUACAAUUCUAUCUUUGAUAAGUGAGUUUUUCAAUGUACUGAGUUCACAUGAUUCACUCAGCUUCCUUAACACAGUAACAUGUUGAUCAAUGGUUUCGCUACUUUUCUGGGCUCUUGAAAAGAACUCGUAUCUCUCGUAACUUAAGUUUUUUCCUCGGUUCACAGAAUUCCUCAAGUUUCUCUAUUAUUUUAUCAAUCUUUUUGUCAUCACCUCUGCAUCCCAUGGCAAAGUGUUAAAAACAUCAAUAGCAUCGUUGGCAAUGACUUUUAGCAGCGUAGCUACUCUGGUUGCACUUUCCUUGGUGUUUAUGCCAGUUGCAAUUUCGUGAUGUGUGUACUUUUGUUUGAACUUCUUCAAGUUUUCUGAGACAUUUCCGCAGAUCGAGUGGUUCUGGGGAAGGGAGGCCUAAAUGGAACGCCAUUUCUUGUGUAGUCGCGAGAUUGUCUUGAUCUGUAUUUCCGUUGUGUACUUUUGUUUGAACUUCUUCAAGUUUUCUGAGACAUUUCCGCAGAUCGAGUGGUUCUGGGGAAGGGAGGCCUAAAUGGAACGCCAUUUCUUGUGUAGUCGCGAGAUUGUCUUGAUCUGUAUUUCCGGCAUUUCCUUGAGUUGUAUUUCCGUUAUUUAAUUGAGGUCAGGUGUACCUCCGGAGUGGUUCCUUUUUCUUCAGGUGCGUUUGCUUCCUCUAUCUGGCCAAGAUUUCCUGCUCCAGUUACAGUUUCCUGGGACAUGUAGUUUUCCAGAUCGCCGAUGCCAACGUUCUGUCUUCGUUCCACAACUUCACCCUACCGUCGCAGAAUUUUCUUCUCGUGCUUCACUCCUGACACCUUGUAAUAAUCUUUACUAAACAACUAGGAUGGUUGAGGAUUCAAAACAGAAUUAAUCUCCAGAACAGAACUGCACAACAUGGCUGAAAUUCACACAUUAAAAACUGUGCACGCAUGCCUAGGAAAAUACCGCAGAUCAUUACAUGAAGAACAUUGAUAAACUAAAGUGCGGCAGAAUUUAUACCUUGUAUAGUUUUAAGCAAUGUAUCCUUAGAGAUGAUGUUGCGUAACCGUUAACAUAAACAAUAAACUGAUUAUCAAUUUUUCUUGCAAACAGUAUUCUAUCAAAGUUAGUCUAACACUGAUCUAUACCCAUUCCGAACAUACAGUAUGCACUCUCAUUUCAUUGGAAAAGAAAACUGAUGGUCGGUAUGACCAGCAACUAACGUCUGAUGCUUCUUUGCGUCAAAGAUCAUGCCAUUUUGGCUGUACCUUGGGUUUGCAUUUUCCACGUCAUUACUAAUGUACCUAUCUAGAACAAGUGGGUCCACAUCAGAGUGGUAGCAGAUCUGGUGAUCAGGUCGGCGUAAGAGUUCAAAAUAGUUUGCUUAACGUGGAAAAAUAGAUCGUUUAUAUGAGUAAAAAGGUCUCGAGUGACUUUAAGCGUCUUCUUUUGCCGGUCCUCGGUUACUACAGAUGUCCCCUGAAAGCUUGAGAAGUUCAAAGAAUUGAGUUAUAGCUGUGGAAUUGUGACAAUAAACAAUUCUCCGCCUGAAGAAUGCUUUUGCUCUUGGUCUUUUAUAGUGAAACCUGUAUUAAGCGGACACCCUCGGGGAAUGCUGUAGUGUCCGCUUAAUACAGGGUGUCCGCCUAAUACAGGUUUCGAUAGUUAACGUCAUUUGAGGUGUCAAAUGCCAUUCAAAUGAACAGUGGAAACGUUAGAAUACUCCCAUAGACUGUGACGAUAGAAGUUUGCAUUAAUUUCUUUAUCAAAGUGAACCAAUUGAUCAAAGUACCAUAAACAUUGAUUGCAACUCAAAUUUGAAGAAAUCAUAUGAGUGAAAAAAGCGUUAUACAAACAAAACGAAAUAGAAAACAAUACAGUACGGUGAAACUAAUCAAAUAAGUUCGUCAAGUCAAGUUUUUAAAUGUAAAAAUCGAAAAAUUUGUGGGUGGCGAUUCGAGCCAAUCUUUCACAUUUCCGGUGACUGGCAUGUUGGGUCGUGGAAUUUAAUUACAAGUNACUGGGUCGAGUCACCUUAAUACGGUGUCCGCUUAAUACAGGUUUCACUGUAUUUGAAUGUAAUUCCAUUUUCGAUGGAUACACACGUAGUAUAUACCAUUUCAAUUCGGAAAUAGUUAAAACAGAUUCCCAGUGAUUUCUGGUAGCUAAAUUGGCUUUAGAGCCUAAACUGCCGAGAAAAUAUGCGAGUAUGUAGCAGAGCGCCAAGAACGCGCGUCCGUCCAUGUCGACAGGCUUUGCCUCGAAACUAGGCACGGUCAUACGUCACAGUCUAAACUAAAAACCUUACCACAUACUUUCCCUGCCAAGAGGGAUGGGUGGCCCGGGGUAAAAACAGCGAGAACUUCCCAGAAGCGCGUAAAAGAACGCAGAAUGACUUCACACUUGAACCCGAGCUGUAAAAUGCAACGCUCCUGCACAAACCCCCAGCCAUCUCCUUUCUUUUUACCACGUUAAAUGCCAUGGGCAGUUUUUUUCUUCUUUUUGCCGUAUUUGUUGUAGUUCAAUUUUAUUCAUGAUUGGUUCAAAUUUUGUAUUCCUUUGUUUUGGGCUAUGGUACUAUAUGAUAAUGGUUUCAAUCUAAGGAAAAUAAAUUUUGAACCAACGAUAAAGUUGACCCACAACAUAUGCAUGGAUAUUUCCCUUGGUAAGUUUAUCUCGCGAAAUUGCGGUCACACGCACCAAACCGAUUUCGCACGGUAAAAAAGUCAUUUUCCACGUUGAAAGUGUCUCGUGUAACCGCACCUGUUGUAUCGUGUUUGACUUAGCCUAAAUUACUUUGAGCCACAUGAAAAAUACUACCCAGCCAAGAGAGAAGUCACGAAAUUUGUACACAUUGAUUUAUGCAAUGGUCGUAUUUUUUUUCUUAGUAACGUUAUUUGUGCUGUGAUAUUGCGGUUUACAGGCAUACAGGGGAUAGGCAUCUUUGUUGUUCCUCCCCCUCGGUUGCGAGAUCAUUUCGUAGUCAUAAACAAAGGUGCUCUACAAUUCUGAAUACAGAGUGGCUUAUAAUCCCAAUUACGUUUUUGUUGAAUUUGAUGCAGCACACUGUGGUAAAAAAAGCGAUGCUUAGUCAUUGCAAUACAUUGAAAUGUAUGUAACAGGAGUUUAAGUCACAACUGCGGAAGGAUAUUUCAAAUAAAAUCACUCGACUUCAGAGCAAGGUUUGGAGGAAGAAUGGCACGAUUGCCUAUCGGCUUGGUUUUCAUGAUUAUAGCAGGCGCUAACUUGUCCCGAAAAUUCGAAUUGGCGGCUCGUUCUGCCUAAGAGCAAUUCGUUUCUGAAAUUUUAAAGAAAAAAUUCAGAGCUGAAUUGUGAUUAAAUUCUUAUUCAACGAUUUGUCAUAAAAUUUUUGUCAAUAAAAGCUGAUACCAGAAAUUUCACUCCCAACAAUCAGCAAAAUUUUUAACUUGGCGCGAGUUUCUUUGAAAAGUAGGGCCCACUUAAUCGCUAACUUCCUCAAAAAUAUUUACCACUAGUAGUAUCGGAUUGUUUCAUGUUAUUAUUGCUAAAUAAUAGAUGUAGAUCUUCUCAAAGUUUCGUAGCCGUCGCAUUAAAAACGAGCCACCGGGAGAACCGUCGGGGAAAGUCUUUUUUUUAGCGUUCAAACGCACCCAGUAGUGGGGUUCCAUUGCCUAAAUGUACAGUCAACUCUCUCGUAACAGACCACCCUUGGUGCAAGACAAAAUGGUCAUGGUCAAUCAAGAAAAUAAGCCUAAACUGAACUGAUUAACAUAAUCACAUAAAGUUUUUACCUUAAAAGCUAAAACUUAGGCAAAUAGACAACUAGCAAUAAUCCUAUACAUCGAAUAGCGCUUGAAGAUGUUGAAACUAUGUAUGGACAUAACAUUUUGCAUCAUCAUUUAUAGAGAUCGUAUUACCGCCGCCUUCCGUGUAACUCUACUGCUAUAAUCUCUUAGCAAGCUUGGUCAGUAAUAUCAAAAACUGAACUUUUGUGACAUUCAGGCAAUGGUUUUCUUACAAUCAUGCCGGGUGGUCGCUUACGGGAUACAGAAAACAAAAGAAUAUGUAAAAAUUUUGGGCUAAAAAGUGGUCGCGGUCGUUACGGAAUUUAAGUAGUGUUCGCUUACGAGAGAGUUUUUGACACAGUAUUUGAGUGAGAAACAAAACGGUUAUUUUCAAAGUGGUCGCUUACGGGAGGUGGCUGCUCGUGAGAAGUGGUCGCUAUGAGAGAGUUGACUGUAGUAUCUGUGCAGCUCUAAUGUGUUAAAAAAACGCCAACUAUAACUGAAAUAUACACUUGAGUCAUGUUUUUGUCCCUGUUUACAACGUUUUAAUUCUUAGGACAGACUUGCAUACAAUUCUCUCGUGGUAUCUUUUGACGGCAAUAAGUUAAUCAUUAAAAACACUUUUACUGGUAGUUUUUGCCGCUGGCAAUACAUAUACUAGCCGAACCCUAGCAUGUUACACAUUAACAACUGUGACUAAGAACUUGCCAUGUUUGUCACAGCAUCGAAACAUUCCUUUGUCACAUCCACCAGCACAGUUAUCUAUUGACCACUUGUUGUUUCUCCAUGCGAUGGCAAUUGUAUGUUGGUGACCAGCUCCAGGUGAGGUGAUAAUGUUGUCAAUACGUUGUCCUUUUUUAGCAAGCUCCACCUCCUCUGGUGUCAAAGUGACUUCGUGGGUGUGUGGUCCUGGUGGUGUGGCUGCUGCAUCCUCCAUCUUCAGCGUCAGGGAUCUCUUUGCAGGUUCCGUGGGUGGAACAUUACCGUUUCCUAUCAGUGGUUCCCUAUAGAUGUAGCUGUAAGUAUUGGAUUUCAUCAGGAUAUCUUUAGUCGCCUCAAGUUCCUUCCAAACAGCACUUCCUUCUCCAUGAACAGGCAUAAUUGGAUAUCGCUGUCGACAGAUUCCUAUGCCGCUAAUGAGUGGAAGAAAGAUUCGUGUUCCGCUGGCGCGGGUGAUCCUAACAUCAAUUCCAUUCCGAUCCAAAACUCCAACGCUAUUCUUGGUGGUGUCUGCAGCGUCGCUGCUAACCUCCUUUCCUGAAAAGAAGGCCGAUGGAGUUAGAUAGUACUUCUUGCUAUUGGUACCAUUGUAGGCCCUUUCUGGAGUUCUUCCUCCAUAGCGACCACCAAGAUACACGGUCUUUCCGUAGGGCGUCUUCUCAUCUCCUUUGUACUCAAGGUCAAACGGGUUCCAUUUGUUCAGGGGUGUCAUAUAUAUUAUUUCGAAUGGAAUGGCAUACGAAAACUUCUGAGAAACUGUCUUGCACCGAGGCCAGCGUUUUGAACCCUUGCAGGUCUUGAGUGUCAUACCAGCCACUUUAGGUUGGGUGGUCAUGGCCAUGAACAGGUUCUCAUCGGCAUAGCCGCGACGCCUUAAGGAUUCGCCCAUAGCGUCUUUUUCCAAAACCUUGAACCAGCGAUGGUAGUAACCGGCAUUUAUUUUUCCGCUCUUCUUUGGGUCAAUGGUGUGAGCUGGUAGCUCAAAUGCUUCAUCCGUUAGAUUAGCUUGAUAGUUGUCUUUUCCAGGAAUCUCGCUCAUCAGCUCAUCUAGCAGUGUGAACCUGGGAUUGUUGUAUUUUUCGGUCCACGUGUCUGAGUCUUGAGGGUUGAGUUGGAAUCUUGCUGCACGGAAAUUUUUCUGUUCCUCGUAUUUUCUUCGUGCAGGAAGCCUUGCGUGGAACUCGUCAACCACACGAAAUCUAUUCAAGGGAAUGUCAUGGCUCACUGGGUGGCACAAAAUGCGGUAAUUCCAUUGUGCAAAGACAGGAAUCGUUUCGUUUAUAAUGUCAAUGAUGGUGGUCGGAAGGAAGGAGAAGUUUUCGAGAUUGUCCUUCCUGCCAGUGUAAGAAGUAAAGCGAAUUUUUUCUUGUAGGUCAAACCAUGUUUGGGCAUCAAUAAAAUGUCUGUCACUUUCAAACGGCUCGUCGAUGUCUUUUGUUGCUGUGGUCCAGGCGCCCUCUAGAAAGCACAGUACGGGCUUGAAAUACUUCCUGUAAUCUCUAACUGUGUGAUUUUGUGAUUUCCAUGCCCUGAACCAUUCGCGCAUCUCCACGAUUUGUUCAUCCACGGUAGACUUGUUUUUCACCUCUGGUGGUACUUCUGGAAAAGGAAUUGGUUCCGUUGCGUGGUAUUCUUUGCUAGUUUUGCUUGGCAUGUAGAGCCGGUAGUCGUUGUGUCUUGUCCUAAAUUCUACCCCAUUAAGAACGCCAAUGAACUCUCCCAGGCCCACCGUGCGGAUGUUGUUUGCGUGUUCAUGAAUAGCCAAGAGUCUUCUAGAGUUGCCGUGGGUAUCUGAAAAGUAGUUACGUGUUCCAGUGUUACUGAGGCGCACUUGCUUCACACCCGAAUCACCAUCAGAUCUGAUGCGUUCUUCAACAAACAUCUGCUGCAGCAUGACUUGUCGGGACAGGGCCCCGAUAAUUUGGCGUAGUGACUGCAUUUCUGCUGAAAGCUUUUGGUCAGCAUUUUCAAAAGCAUCUGUUAUCCCUCCUAGGAACUCGCCUCUGAUUGCACCAGCUGUAAGCACAAUCCAAAGAGACAGAACUUGGAUGACUGUAGCCAUUUCUUUAAAGGAAGAGAUGGAGAAAAAAUGUUAGCUCUGAAUUGAAGAAGGCUUAAUUGGAAUGGAGGGACCGCAGCCCUCUCUGAGAAUAGUGAUGAGUAAUUUUUCCCUUUGUCGUGAACCCUAGCAUUGACUAUCAAAUAGUCUGCAAACUGCCAUUCCGCUAUCAUUAAAAGGGUACCGACAGGAGCCAAGAGCGUUAUAUGGCUUAUUUCGCGAGCAGGCAAGAUGAAGCCAAUCUUUCGCUCUGAUCGGCUACCCGAGCGGGCAAGAUAAGACAUUCUUAAUAGCCUCUUGGCAUUUCCCGCGCUUUGGACCCGCAAGGAAAAAAUAUUUUAUCAGGCGUGUAAUAAAUUCUUUAUUGACCAGACUUGUUUUGUCAAGAUUGCUGGACAUUGUCCUCGUUCUCUUUUCACGUUUCUACUGACCUUGGCCUUAGACAGGUUAAGCAUCACGUUCACGUCAAACGGCAAACGCGAAUUUUUACCACGUGACCAAGUUUCCCCUUAACUUGUCGUUUACUGUUUAUUAUUUCCACAGAUAAAUUAGUAGUUGCACCUAAUUUUUUUUAUCCAUAAGAAUUGUUUUGAGCUGUUUUUAUCUGCUCAUUUUCUAUUUUGAGAAAUUCGCAACUUGAAUAUGACGUUUGCCGUUUACUCAAAUGGUCAAGUGAAAUAAAGAAGAGGAAACCUUCCUCGGCUCAAACGGAUAAAUACUCGUAAAAGAUCUAUUAUCAUGGACAUACAAUGUUACCUACAGUUAUUUACAUUUGAAACCUUUUUCAGCUUUUUAUUGAAGAGAAGAUAAGAGGAAAUUAACACACUUGAAAAAUAAGCAUAUUUAAGCGUAAAAAAGUUACGCAAAAAGAUUUUUUUCUCCCUCGCAGGAGAUUAGUAAAGCUUAUGAUUUAAAGAACCUGAUAAUCCUUCUAGUAGAAAAGGUAACUGUAAUAGUUGAUCAAAUUAUUCGCGAAAGUUAUUGCGAAACAAUCAUCCUUUGUUCAAAAAUAGCAAACGUGGUAUGUGGCACGUACGAUUUAUCUCGUCCGUUCAAAGCCGCUUUGUACAGCUAAUUGUUUGUCGUGCGAAAACUGCAAAUGUUUGCCAAAUGAACCGCUUUGGGCGCAUAAUGAUAUUAAGUCCGUGGACAUUAUUUUGACAAUAUCCUCUUUUUUCAUCAAUUAGCUUCAGUUGUAAGAGGGCCUUACUACUGUCAGAGUUUCAGAAACGAAUUAUCGUUUUGCCAAACUUUCCUUGCUAUUUCUUUUUAUAAUAUAUUGGUGCUUAGAGAAGUUACAGUUAGUAGAACAGAUCGAUCGCAUCGGGACCUCGAGUGUGUCCCUUCACUUAUAUUUUGAUACAUUUAAUACAGAUUAUGAUUGUUUAGUAAAACACUUGAUUACCGAAACUAAUGCUGUUCAAUUCUUAGAAUGAUUUAGUCAGUGUGAUCAGGAUGGUUUUCAAGCCCAAAAAUACUCAUCGUAAUUUUUAGGAGACUGUACAUUGCAUCUGCUAUUCUUAAGGUGCAAUUACCAGAUUCCAGACCUUACACUUUAGUGCUGCUCCUACCUAGCUGUAUAGCUUUUAAGUACUCUGCCCUAAGAGUGUGUGUGCGUUGUGGGGGGAGACAACCUGCGUGUCUCUAAAGAAAAGGAACUGAACCUUGAUUAAAUCUCUGUCUCUGUCAUCUUUAGUGUUGAAUAUUUUAAGAAUUUUUCCAAUAAUCGUCCAAGCAUCCUAUCAGUAUUAAUAAUAGUAAGUGAAAAUUUGUCCGUAUUUUAUAUUUUUUGUUCUUUUAAUGCUGAUUUUACGGAAGUUCAUGUUCUGUAUAAUUGUACUAGUCUGUGUCAAUAUCCCCAAAUGUUGAGUUUAAAAAGAAAACCGUAUUGCUAAGAAGUGUAACAAAAAGCCAAGUGAUUAUUAUAUUAAGUAGUAGAGUAAAGGUACGCUGUUUCUCGCCGAUAAUACGAAAAAUAUAAUACAGUCAACUAUUUUGUUCGUUCGUUUCCUUUUCUGGUUUCUUUUUCUCCGUUUCUUUACGUUAUGUAAAUCUUUUCGAAACAAUUGUUGACUUUUGUCAUAUGAAAAAAAUUUUGCAGGACUGCGCGCAUGCAACGAUUAACAGUCCUUUCCUUUUAAGUCCUUCUCAGACUUGACAUCAAUCCUUUGCUAAGGUUUGGAUCUUUCACAGAGCAAGUUGGUAAUUGAAAUUCUUAGAGGAAGGCAUACUUUGAAAGUAUUAAGUGAGUAGGUUUCUUUUGAUGUUAAAUCAGUUAUAACAAUCCGUGAUGUAGUGCACGCUAGCCUCUUCUUUUGGCUCGUUGCUUGUAGCACGCCUCGGUGAUUUCAUUUACCCCGGUGGAUAUCUUUCUCUCAACUUAACAUAGCAACAGUUUGUAUGGCAAUAGUGCUGUAUAUAUAUAUAAUAGUGCUGUAUAUAUCCUGAAGUGUUUUUGUGUCCAACUGGCUUUCACGUCUUUCCAUCACCUUGAAAUCUUUUAAGGUGUUUUUUCUUUGUUUCCUAAUUUUAAACAUACAGAGUCGUUUAUUUAAAUCAAGUCUAACUUAGACCGUGGUUUAGGAAAUCUUUGGACCUCGAUAUCUCGUCCAUCGUGGAUUAUUUUGAUGAGACAAAUGCUUUUCUAAUCUACGCCAUAUGUUUUCAUGAAACUGUUCACGAUAAAUGGUGUUUAUAUAAAAGCGUUCGGCAAGACUGAAAACGGCUUAGAACGCGGUUUUGUUAAAAACUGGCUAAACUCCGUUUAAAUAACUGGCUCAAAGAAUUUUUGUUAUUGUUAAAAGUCAUUAUAAAAGUAUUAUCGGUCCUAAGAUUCUCAAACAUUUAAAAUAGCAGCUAGAGAGAGUUCCAACAGUCCAACCCAUUUAAGGCAUUUUUAGCUGGAAUGAUAUCUCGGCUGCAUUUAAAAAGAAAGCUAAAGGCCAGUUGUUGAAACGAAGUUUAGCCCUUGUUUAAAAAACCGCGUUCUGGGCCAUUUUCAGUUUGCCCAACGCUUUUAUGUAACAUCAUUUAUUGUGAACAAUUUCAAUAAAACAUGUAGUGUGGACUAGAAAAGCACUUAUUUUCUUAAAUUAACCUACUAAGAAAGAGAUCUGGAGGUUCAAUGAUUCCUUACACUGCGGCCUAAGUUAGACUUCGUUUAAAUAACCGACCCUAAAAUAUCUCAAAGCAACCAAGUCAUUUGACCGUAGGGGUGUCUAUUUUAAAUUAUUCUUUGUGUGCUCUUUCUUUUAAAUCGCCCAAGGACCAACGGAAUUGGUCCAGAUGAUGCAUGGUUUUUGGGGCGUUUGCCAUGUGCCUAGUUAUUUAAUCGGAUGAUGCCAAUACCAGUCUAAAACCUACAAAAAACUGGAGAGGAACCGUGCUAUAAAUUUCUGUUAUAAGCGAUGUAAUGUAAUGGCGUGAUUGAACUGUCUGCUGAAAGUUUACUUGUGAAAAAAACUAGUCACUGUAAAUUUCCUCAACUCAGUGCAUAAGUUAUGAUUUUUUACCUGGUGUAGAUUUAAAAUGUGAUCCCUGCGAUAUAGUGUCCUGUUAACUAAGCUGCGCUUGGAAGAUACUUCCUAUCUCUCAACAAGAGACAAAGUGUUUCAGUUAUUCUGUUGAAGAACCUUAUAUCAUGAUAAAAGUCNCCAGUUGUUGAAACGAAGUUUAGCCCUUGUUUAAAAAACCGCGUUCUGGGCCAUUUUCAGUUUGCCCAACGCUUUUAUGUAACAUCAUUUAUUGUGAACAAUUUCAAUAAAACAUGUAGUGUGGACUAGAAAAGCACUUAUUUUCUUAAAUUAACCUACUAAGAAAGAGAUCUGGAGGUUCAAUGAUUCCUUACACUGCGGCCUAAGUUAGACUUCGUUUAAAUAACCGACCCUAAAAUAUCUCAAAGCAACCAAGUCAUUUGACCGUAGGGGUGUCUAUUUUAAAUUAUUCUUUGUGUGCUCUUUCUUUUAAAUCGCCCAAGGACCAACGGAAUUGGUCCAGAUGAUGCAUGGUUUUUGGGGCGUUUGCCAUGUGCCUAGUUAUUUAAUCGGAUGAUGCCAAUACCAGUCUAAAACCUACAAAAAACUGGAGAGGAACCGUGCUAUAAAUUUCUGUUAUAAGCGAUGUAAUGUAAUGGCGUGAUUGAACUGUCUGCUGAAAGUUUACUUGUGAAAAAAACUAGUCACUGUAAAUUUCCUCAACUCAGUGCAUAAGUUAUGAUUUUUUACCUGGUGUAGAUUUAAAAUGUGAUCCCUGCGAUAUAGUGUCCUGUUAACUAAGCUGCGCUUGGAAGAUACUUCCUAUCUCUCAACAAGAGACAAAGUGUUUCAGUUAUUCUGUUGAAGAACCUUAUAUCAUGAUAAAAGUCUGACGUCACAACCAAAACAAAAGGCUGACGAGUGCCUAUAUGCACGACAGUCGGAUUCAAUGCUAGACAGAUUGCUGCCGAAAUACUCAUCUGAUAUUCAGUUAAAUGUCGAUCAUUUUCAUUCUUUCACAUGAUAGUCAACUCCUCUCGCAGACUGCUAGUUUUAUGAAUUAAUGAAUUAUUUAGCUUUACAAUGAAGUGUUAGUCUACAUGCUUUUUCGGCCAAAUGUAGGGAAUCGAAGCGUGUCUCAGAAAAAAAGCGUGACUCCGUUCUUAUUAAUAUAAUCCCUUCACUCAUUCACCCCUGAGCCGCCCGAAUCCAUUCGUGCGGAUCCUUGUGCCGGCUACCGCUUAUGAAGUCAUAGACAACUUUGACACCUAACUUGUGCAGGGGAGAGAGUUCCUCCAAAAUGGACUAUUAACAAAUGAGUACGAUUUAAAAAAGGCCAGGGAAAAAUCGCAGGCAAACAUGAAUUUGUACAACGUGACCAAGUUUUCCCUUUAUUCCAGUUUACUGUUUAUUUCUGCAACAAAGAAGAUAAGUGGUUUCACGUUAGUUUUACCCUUAAGAAUUAUUUUUGAUUUUUUUUAUCUGCUUGUUUUCUAUUUUGAGAAUUUCUCAACUUUGCCGUUUGCCGUAAGCCUGACUCUAAAUCGCCCUAAUUUUCUAUUGUGUGUCACUUGUACACUUCACCCAGACCUGAAAAGUGUUUGUUUUUAACAUUUUUUUUGGCGGUGGACAGGAGGAGCAUUAGAGACGUCUGAACUAUUGAAAAAGUGGUUCUUGGGGAUAUAAUUUGCUUAUUUGAUGUGUUUUCAAUGUAAGAGGAAAGUUUUCAAUAACUGUCCCAAGGAUUUUUGGGCCCCGCUGUAGAUUAAAGAAAGUGCAUUUCUAGGGAAGCAGUAGAGCAGCAGGGUUUUGAGGCUGAUUAAAUUUGGGAGAGUGGAGCGAGUGUUUUGAGUUUUGUAAGUAAUAUAUCAAACAUGAGAUGCAGUGUUUCAUCACCAGAUGAAACACCGAGAAGAGAGUUGAAAAUACGACGCGCAGCGGAGUAUUUUUGACGAACUUCGAGGUGUUUCAUCUGGUGAUGAAAUCAAAUGGUCAAGUGAAAUAAAGAAGAGGAAACCUUCCUCGGCUCAAACGGAUAAAUACUCGUAAAAGAUCUAUUAUCAUGGACAUACAAUGUUACCUACAGUUAUUUACAUUUGAAACCUUUUUCAGCUUUCUAUUGGAGAGAAGAUAAGAGGAAUUAACACACUUGAAAAAUAAGCAUAUUUAAGCGUAAAAAAGUUAUACAAAAAGAUUUUUUUCUCUCUUGCAGGAGAUUAGUAAAGCUUAUGAUUUAAAGAACCUUAUAAUCCUUCUUGUAGAAAAGGUAACUGUAAUAGUCGAUCAAAUUAUUCGCGAAAGUUAUUGCGAAACAAUCAUCCUUUGUUCAAAAAUAUCAAACGUGGUAUAUGGCACGUACGAUUUAUCUGGUCCGUUCAAAGCCGCUUUUUACAGCUAAUUUUAUGUCGUGCGAAAACUGCAAAUGUUUGCUAAAUGAACCGGUUUGGGCGCAUAAUGAUAUUAAGUCUGUGGACAUUAUUUUGACAAUAUCCUCUUUUUUCAUCAAUUAGCUUCAGUUGUAAGAAGGCCUUAUUACUGUCAGAGUUUCAGAAACGAAUUAUCGUUUAGCCAAACUUUCCUUGCUAUUUCUUUUUGUAAUAUAUUGGUGUUUAGAGAAGUUACAGUCAGGAGAACAGAUCGAUCGCGUCGGGACCUCGAGUGUGUCCCUUCACUUAUAUUUUGAUACAUUUAAUACAGGUUAUGAUUGUUUAGUAAAACACUUGAUUACCGAAACAAAUGCUGUUCAAUUUUAGAAUGGUUUAGUCAGUGUGAUCAGCAUGGUUUUCAAGCCCAAAAAUACUAAUCGUAAUUUUUAGGAGGCCGUACAUUGCAUCUUGGUGUCUCGUUAAAGAUGUUUCUUUUAUACAUCUUUUUUAUACAUCUUGCUUGCCUAAGCACUGCAUCUGUUGAAAAAAGUAGCUCCUUUCAGAUUGCGCUUAUUUGCUCUAUGCCUGCAACCAAACCAAAAACUCGAACCAUUGUUCUCUCUUCCUAUAAGAACAGAUCACAUUUUGCCCGUUUUAAAGUACAUUGUUUUGCUUCCAGAUAAAGGAAAAACAGAACUUUUCAAAAUGUGUAUUCUCACUGUCCCAGGCUAUCUCAGUUCAAGAUUCGGGAGAAGUAGGGGGGGGGGGGGGGGAGGGGAUCUUUGCGGUAUUCUUUUUUAACUCUUACCCUGUUUUGUACUAAAGUAUGUGAUUGCUCUCCCCACCUCCUUCAAACCGACUGCUAUUCUUAAGGUGCAAUUACCAUAUUCCAGACCUUACCCGUUAGUGCUGCUCCUACCUAGCUGUAAAGCUUUUAAGUACUCUCCCCCUAGGUUGUGUGUGCGUUGUAGGGGCAGACAACCUGCCUGUCUUUAAAGAAAAGGAACUGAACCUUGAUUAAAUCUCUUUCGCUGUUAUCUUCAGUGUUGAAUAUUUUAAGAAUUUUUCCAAAAAUCGUUCCAAGCAUCCUAUCAGUACUAAUAAUAGUAAGUGAAAAUUUGUCGGUAUUUUAUAUAUUUUUUCGUUUGAUGCUGAUUUUACUGAAGUUCAUGUUCUGUAUAAUUGUACUAGUCUGUGUCAAUAUCCCCAAAUGUUGAGUUUAAAAAAAAAAAGCGCAUUGCUAAGAAGUGUAACAAAAAUCUAAGUGAUUUAUUAAGUAGUAGAGUAAAGGUACGUUAUCGUAAAACUAUUAUGAAUGGGCUGGUCUAUGGUCGUAAAAAUGUGCAACUUCUCAUAGGCUGUUUUUAAGCAAAUACCGCGCCAAACGGCGUUGUUUCUCGCCGAUAAUACGAAAAAUGUAAUACAGUCAACUAUUUUGUUCGUUCGUUUCCUUUUUUGGUUUCUUUUUCUCCGUUUCUUUGCGUUAUGUAAAUCUUUUCGAAACAAUUGUUGAUUUUUGUCAUAUGAAAAACAUUUUACAGGACUGUGCUCAUACAAGGAUUAACAAUCCUUUCCUUUCAAGUCCUUCUCAGACUUGACAUCAAUCCUUUGCUAAGAUUUGGAUCUUUCACAGAGCAAGUUGGUAAUUGAAAUUCUUACAGGAAGGCAUACUUUGAAAGUAUUACGUGAGUAGGUUUCUUUUGAUGUUAAAUCAGUCAUAACAAUCCCUGAUGUACUGCACGCUAGCCUCUUCUUUUGGCUCGUUGCUUGUAGCACGCCUCGGUGAUUUAAUUUACCCCGGUGGAUAUCUUUCUCUCUACUUAACAUAGCAACAGUUUGUAUGGCAAUAAUGCUGUAUGUCGAUAAUUUUGCUGUGUUAUUCUAAUGUAAAAAGUCGGUUCAUUUAACCGGGAAUCAAAGAAGCAAAAGCAAUAAUCGUUUGCCUUGCACUGGUCUUUGUUCUUUAAGGGAGAGAGUUGAAUGUACGCAAAUACUACUUAGGAGUAUAUUAUAUCCUGAAGUGUUUUUGUGUCCAAUUGGCUUUCACGUCUUCCCAUCACCUUGAAAUCUUUGAAGGUGAUUUUUCUUUGUUUCCUAAUUUUAAACAUACAGGGUCGGUUAUUUAAAUGAAGUCUAACUUAGAACGCGGUUUAGGAAAUCUUUGGACUUCGAGAUCUCGUCCAUAGUGGAUUAUUUUAAUGAGAGAAAUGCUUUUCUAAUCUGCGCCAUAUGUUUUCGUGAAACUGUUCACGAUAAAUGGUGUUUAUAUAAAAACGUUCGGCAAGACUGAAAAUGGCUUAGAACGCGGUUUUGUUAAACACUGGCUAAACUCCGUUUAAAUAACUGGCUCACAGAAUUUUUGUUAUUGUUAAAAAUCAUGAUAAAAGUAUUAUUGGUCCUAAGAUUCUCAAACAUUUAUAAAAGCAGCUAUAGGGAGUUCUAACAGUCCAACCUAAUUAAGGCAUUUUUAGCUGGAAUGAUAUCUCGGCUGCAUUUAAAGAAAACUAAAGGCCAGUUGUUUAAACGAAGUUUAGCCCUUGUUUAACAAACCGCGUUCUGGGCCAUUUUCAGUUUUCCAAACGCUUCUAUGUAAACGUCAUUUAUCGUGAAAAAUUUCAAUAAAGCAUGUAGUGUAGACUGGAAAGCGCUUAUUUUCUUAAAUUAACCCACUAAGAAAGAGAUCUGGACGUCCAAUGAUUCCUUAACCUGCGGCCUAAGUUAUAGACUUCGUUUAAAUAACCCACCCUAAAAUAUCUCAAAGCAACCAAGUCAUUUGACCGUCGGGGUGUCUAUUUUAAAUUAUUCUUUGUUUGCUUUUUUCAAUCGCCCAAGGACCGACGGAAUUGCUCCAGAAUGAUGCAUGGUUUUUGGGGCGUUUGCCAUGUGCCUAGUUAGUUAAUCGGAUCAUGCCAAUACCAGUCUGAAACCUACAUAAAAAUGGAGGGGAACCUUGCUUUAAAUUUCUGCUAUAAGCGAUGUAAUGUAACAGCAUGAUUGAACUGUCUACUGAAAGUUUACUUUAAAAAAAAACUAGUCAUGGUAUAUUUCCUCAACUCAGUGCAUAAGUUGUGAUUUUUUACCUGCCGUCAAUUUAAAAUGUGAUCCCUGCGAUAUAGUGUCCUGUUAACUAAGCUGCGCUUGGAAGAUACUUCCUAUCUCUCAACAAGAGACAAAGUGUUUCAGUUAUUCUGUUGAAGAACCUUAUAUCAUGAUAAAAGUCUGACGUCACAACCAAAACAAAGGGCUGACGAGUGCCUAUAUGCACGACAGUCGGAUUCAAUGCUAGACAGAUUGCUGCCGAAAUACUCAUCUGAUAUUCAGUUAAAUGUCGAUCAUUUUCAUUUUUUCACAUGAUAGUCAACUACUCUCGCAGACUGCUAGUUUUAUGAAUUAAUGAAUUAUUUAGCUUUACAAUGAAGUGUUAGUCUACAUGCUUUUUCGGCCAAAUGUAGGGAAUCGAAGCGUGUCUCAGAAAAAAAGCGUGACUCCGUUCUUAUUAAUAUAAUCCCUUCACUCAUUCACCCCUGAGCCGCCCGAAUCCAUUCGUGCGGAUCCUUGUGCCGGCUACCGCUUAUGAAGUCAUAGACAACUUUGACACCUAACUUGUGCAGGGGAGAGAGUUCCUCCAAAAUGGACUAUUAACAAAUGAGUACGAUUUAAAAAAGGCCAGGGAAAAAUCGCAGGCAAACAUGAAUUUGUACAACGUGACCAAGUUUUCCCUUUAUUCCAGUUUACUGUUUAUUUCUGCAACAAAGAAGAUAAGUGGUUUCACGUUAGUUUUACCCUUAAGAAUUAUUUUUGAUUUUUUUUAUCUGCUUGUUUUCUAUUUUGAGAAUUUCUCAACUUUGCCGUUUGCCGUAAGCCUGACUCUAAAUCGCCCUAAUUUUCUAUUGUGUGUCACUUGUACACUUCACCCAGACCUGAAAAGUGUUUGUUUUUAACAUUUUUUUUGGCGGUGGACAGGAGGAGCAUUAGAGACGUCUGAACUAUUGAAAAAGUGGUUCUUGGGGAUAUAAUUUGCUUAUUUGAUGUGUUUUCAAUGUAAGAGGAAAGUUUUCAAUAACUGUCCCAAGGAUUUUUGGGCCCCGCUGUAGAUUAAAGAAAGUGCAUUUCUAGGGAAGCAGUAGAGCAGCAGGGUUUUGAGGCUGAUUAAAUUUGGGAGAGUGGAGCGAGUGUUUUGAGUUUUGUAAGUAAUAUAUCAAACAUGAGAUGCAGUGUUUCAUCACCAGAUGAAACACCGAGAAGAGAGUUGAAAAUACGACGCGCAGCGGAGUAUUUUUGACGAACUUCGAGGUGUUUCAUCUGGUGAUGAAACACUGUGUCGAAUGUUUGAUAUUUCUUCUCAAACAAAAUCAUUUUUGAAGGAGAAAUUAAGGAUGCAAAUACUAAGCAGUGUUUCAUCCGAUUUCCAAACACUCAUUAAACAUUAAUUUCCUUUGUAUUUUCUUAAUGAAUUAUUAAUGAGUUUGAGAAUACGAAAUGAAAAGUGAUCACAAAAUUAUUUUACAGGUGUCGAGGAAAAAAAGAAACCCUGGAUUAGUUAGUUGGGAAUUACAUUAUGUGUGCAGUAAGUUUAUUUUUAAAGCUUCAGUCACACAGAAUAUGGAGUCAGUGUCAAAUAACUAAAAAAAACAUCGUUUUUAUUUGUUUCAUAGUACCAAAAGCCUGCCCUCAUUCUAGAACAGGAAAAACUAAUUCGACAGGAACUGGCCAAGAUGAAAUCAAGCAGGGAUGGAGAUGUUGAAUGCAAACCUAGUUGACAAGAGUUAGCCGUCCGAUUAUCUGUAAGUUUUCUUAUGUACAUUUGUUGGAGAAUCCAUGGAGGUCCUACUUGUCUUAUGUGCAGUGAGUGGUGGUAUUUCAGAGCACAGGUUUUAUCAGUCUGAUCGCGUUAUUAAAUCGUCCAUAAUUAAACGUUGCUUGUGCAGUAGACGAUUUUAUGAAAAGGAAUGCCUCAAAGUAAUGCCGAGUAGAAUGUAUUACUUAUACAAAAACGGAAAGGAAGACUAACUCAGACUGCUGAAAGUUGACAGCUUGAAAAUCUUGAGUGGAGUUUAUACUACUACGCAAUAUGGAAUAUUCUUCGUAGCUACUAUACAUGGCUGAAAAGCCACCUUCCAGUCGAGGAAAUUUUGAUUGACAGCUGGAGGGAGAUCAUUUAAACUUCUGCGUAUUCUUUUUGCGUGUGGAACAUGUGGAUAUCUCAGAUCUGUCUCUAAUGUUGGAGACUAACUUAGCUGGCCUCCUGUUUUGUCGUAGUUACUCUUAUUCGUCAAUGGUUAUCUGAGAUAGAGACCUUUGGUGUAAUUCACACAGACUUGUGCUUGUCAAUAGGCUAUUUCAAACUCGUAGAAAGUAUCGGACGAACAGAUGUAACAUGCGGUCACUUGGGGAAAAGUGGUUUUCUGCUGAGAGCGUUUCUGAAUCAUAUGAUCUUCUGACAUUUCCAAUACGUGAUAAUCUGGAGGAGACUAAAUGUAAAUGAGGAACAGUGGAAAGACAAUAAAGAGAAC
Porites evermanni is the source of this 33140-nucleotide messenger RNA. The record is from the annotation of a GenBank genome assembly. Lineage: Eukaryota; Metazoa; Cnidaria; Anthozoa; Scleractinia; Poritidae.